AUGUCGGCCCCAGAAGCCUCCCAACCCUUGCACGAUGAGAACCCACAAUCGGAUCAAAUACAAGCAGCUCUUGUUGCUGAACACGAUAGCGCCCUGGGCGGCGACGACGACGAUCUUGCAAGCUUGAAUUUGCCUGCCCCGGCAAGAGGUGGCCAAAGCUCCACGGCUUCGAUAACUUCGACAGUCCUGAAUUACAAAUACGAGGUCAGGGCGUUUGUGGCAACCAGAGGCGGAAGCCAAACAGAACUGAUAUUUGCUGCUGCCAGAAUGGACGCCGAUACCACGCAUACCGGGAAGGAGAAUAUAGAACAAGAGCGUCUUGAUAUCCACCAUCACAUUUUCAGCCUGGUACUCGGUGGAGAGCUCUACUGUGCUCCUAUCCCGGAGGGGGUGUCGAGUAUCUUGGAUCUCGGGACGGGGACCGGUGUAUGGGCAAUUGACAUGGCAGACAAAAUGCCUCAAGCAAUUGUCACUGGAAUUGACCUGAGCCCGAUCCAACCCACAUGGGUACCCCCAAAUUGCCGGUUCGAGGUUGACGACUUCGAACUCGACUGGAGAUACACAACUCCGUUCGACUUCAUUCACGCUCGAAACAUAGAAGGAUCGGUCAAGGACCACAGAAGACUAUUUCGGCAGGCAUGGGAAAACUUGACCCCCGGUGGCUGGCUGGAAGCGGCCGAUGCCACCGUGGGGGUCUUCUGUGACGACGAGACAAUCGAACGAGCACCAAAUCUGCUCCAAUGGCGUGAACAUCUGGUGGAGGCGAGUCGUAUAUUCGGAAAGCCCAUGGGCGUUGCACAACACUAUAAGGACUGGCUGACGGAGGCAGGAUUUGUAAAUGUCAAGGAAGUGAUCAAAAAGGUGCCCUUCUCGCCGUGGCCAACGAAUCCAAAAUUGAAGGAGCUGGGAAGCUAUCAACAGAUCUUGAUGCUGGAAGCUCUCGACGCGUAUUCAUUUGCCUUGUUCACGAGAGUCUUAGGGUGGAGUCCGCCUCAGAUCCAGGUGUUGCUGGCCGGCGUGAGAAAGGAGCUUCUGGAUCGGAAAUUCCAUGGCUAUUCAAAGCUAUAUUUUGUGUAUGGGCAGAAGGAGCCCUGA
This is a messenger RNA of Cladophialophora bantiana CBS 173.52, 1095 nucleotides long. RefSeq lists its product as uncharacterized. Gene Ontology annotation, molecular function: methyltransferase activity. The coding region runs from base 1 to 1095 and encodes 364 amino acids. The transcript is spliced from 10 exons. NCBI's taxonomy places the organism in Eukaryota, Fungi, Ascomycota, Eurotiomycetes, Chaetothyriales, Herpotrichiellaceae. The record is from RefSeq and is a predicted model, not a curated record.